Blumeria graminis f. sp. triticale is the source of this 312-nucleotide messenger RNA. NCBI's taxonomy places the organism in Eukaryota, Fungi, Ascomycota, Leotiomycetes, Helotiales, Erysiphaceae. The record is from the annotation of a GenBank genome assembly.
AUGAAGAUUACUCCUCCAUCAAUCACCCUGUUCUUGAGCCUUUUGGUGCCAGCAAUAGCUCUCUCAGAAUUCGACUGUGACGGAGUAAUCAUUCCUAUGCACCUUGUCAUAGAAGCCAUAAAUGCUGAUAUUCACGAAAAAAACGGUCGUAGCAAUUAUUUGGGAAAUGCUGAUCUGAUUCUCGAGAGUAGGAACGCGAGAAUCCAUUUUCGGCUUGAUAGCGAUCCAUACUGGAGGUCCUGGGUUGAAUAUGGUAGCGAGGGGCAAGUCUUAUCAGUAAAAUCUUCGUAUGGGGAAUGUACAGGGCACUGA